Messenger RNA from Ziziphus jujuba (common jujube), 940 nucleotides. Its product is annotated as chlorophyll a-b binding protein 6, chloroplastic. The coding region runs from base 88 to 831 and encodes 247 amino acids. Gene Ontology annotation, cellular component: membrane. The transcript has 4 exons. Lineage: Eukaryota; Viridiplantae; Streptophyta; Magnoliopsida; Rosales; Rhamnaceae. Gene Ontology annotation, biological process: response to light stimulus; photosynthesis, light harvesting in photosystem I. The record is from RefSeq and is a predicted model, not a curated record.
UCUCCCUUUCCACUUCUUUUCUCCUCCAUAUCCGACUCUGUUUUUUCUCUCCAACUCUCAAAUUCCCAGAACUCCACCUCAAAAACAAUGGCUACAAACACCUUAAUGAGCUGCGGCAUCGCCACCUCCUUUCCUUCAGUCCUCUCUUCCUCUAAGUCCAAAUUUGCCGCUGCUGUCCAGCUCCCCGGUGUCGGUGCCAAUGCCUCAUCCCGAUUCACCAUGUCGGGCGCCGAUUGGAUGCCCGGACAGCCCCGCCCUCCUUACCUCGAUGGCUCAGCACCAGGUGACUUCGGUUUCGACCCACUUCGGCUCGGAGAAGUCCCCGAGAACCUAGAGAGAUACAAGGAAUCUGAACUUAUUCACUGCAGAUGGGCUAUGUUAGCUGUUCCUGGGAUCCUAGUACCAGAGGCUUUGGGAUUAGGGAACUGGGUGAAAGCUCAAGAGUGGGCAGCAGUUCCGGGUGGCCAAGCAACCUAUUUGGGAAACCCAGUUCCAUGGGGCACAUUGCCUACCAUUUUGGUCAUUGAAUUCGUUGCCAUUGCCUUUGUAGAGCACCAACGCAGCAUCGAAAAGGACCCAGAGAAGAGGAAAUACCCUGGUGGAGCUUUUGAUCCAUUGGGUUACUCCAAAGACCCUAAGAAGUUCGAGGAAUACAAAGUCAAAGAGAUCAAAAAUGGGAGGCUGGCAUUGUUGGCUUUCGUUGGGUUCGUGGUUCAACAAUCAGCAUACCCAGGGACUGGACCAUUGGAGAAUUUGGCUACUCACCUUGCUGACCCAUGGCACAACAACAUUGGGGAUAUCAUCAUUCCCAGAAACGUUUCGCCUUAUUAGAAAUUUUAUUUGAUUUUGGAAAUGUAAUUUUGAUUUAUACCCACUGUACAAUUCCAUGUAUCAAAAUUAAUCUGUAUGAAUCAUAAUUAAAUUUCCAUGUUUCUCUUUA